AAUGGAUACAACCCAUUCGGUAUGAACAGUUUGUCUGUAUGGGCUUGGAUGUUCUUAUUUGGACACCUUGUUUGGGCUACAGGUUUCAUGUUCUUGAUCUCUUGGCGUGGUUAUUGGCAAGAAUUGAUCGAGACAUUAGCUUGGGCUCAUGAACGUACUCCAUUAGCUAAUCUUGUGCGUUGGAAAGAUAAACCAGUAGCUCUUUCUAUUGUGCAAGCUAGAUUAGUAGGAUUAGCUCAUUUCUCUGUAGGUUAUGUAUUUACCUAUGCUGCUUUCCUAAUUGCAUCUACCUCAGGUAAAUUCGGUUAAGGAUAUGUCAACAUCAUAACUGCUUACUAUUUUGUAAAAAUCUAUUUUUGAGAUAUUAAGAAAAUAGUAAGUUUUUUAGGCUAUCCCACCUCUCAAGAGGUGGGAUAGCCUGAAAUUCACUAUAUAAGCUUCUUCCGUUAUUUUUAUUUUUUAUAA
Closterium sp. NIES-67 is the source of this 465-nucleotide messenger RNA. The record is from the annotation of a GenBank genome assembly. NCBI's taxonomy places the organism in Eukaryota, Viridiplantae, Streptophyta, Zygnematophyceae, Desmidiales, Closteriaceae.